AUGUUAGAUAGAUAGCUAACAAAGCUAAAAAUAGUUUCUUAGAAGAAUUGUGGUCAGCUAGUACAUUUCCUUCGGACUUGGUUACUAAAAAAGAAUCCAAAAAUCAAGUGUAAAUAUAAAUACAUUAAAUAGUUUUUUAGCUUAUUGAAUAGUUUUUGGAGCAAUCUAUGGUUGAAUUUAUGAAACCCAUUUAAUCGAAUUACUUAAAUUGCAUAGUUAGCAUUAUGAAGAAAAAUAAAAUUGUUAUUAUUUGGAAUACACCAAAAAUUUCUUCUGACAUAGUCACCAGAAUUAAUUUCGAUAGAAAAAUUAUGGCACAGUUUGGAAUCCUUGGAUAAUGCGUUUAUUCUAUGACUCAUAUUUGA
Messenger RNA from Paramecium octaurelia, 365 nucleotides. The record is from the annotation of a GenBank genome assembly. Lineage: Eukaryota; Ciliophora; Oligohymenophorea; Peniculida; Parameciidae.